CCGCAAUCGCGACAAUUUUACUUAGGACUACAAGGUAGUUGCAAGUAACCAAAGCAGACCAUUGAUUCUCCAUUUAUAAUUUUCAUCAUACAAAGCGACGUGAAGCACAAUGAAGACUCUGACACGAUUGCGCUCGUACCAGAGUGCGCGAACUUGCGGUACCACGCAAGUUGUGAAGAUGCAGCCGCGGCCUGGUUGAGAAGUCAGACGAAGUGUGAUAGCUGUAUCUUCAACUACGUCCUCUGGGUGGCUUCCGAAUCGCGGCUACAAGAAAUUCACGGGUCGCCGUCUUUGCGUUUUUGUUUUAUUAGCGGCGUGGCGACCGCGACAGCUUGCCCCCAGGAAGAUCGGCACGGAACAGUUUGCGGAUUUUUUUUCCGGCUUGCUAAUUUGCGCUUCUUGCAGCAUUAGCAUCGACACACAGGAGGAGCGACAGGAGGCCAGCACGUUCGGGAGGCUGAAGGUGAAGACAAGCGUCUCGCUUAAGCACGUCCGGCGAAAUCGUACGGUGUCGCUCUUGAUUUUUCGUUCCAGCUUACCGUAGAAAGGCAAGAUUUUCUCCGCGGAAAGCCGAGCAGUAGCGCAGCCUCCUACCCGGUCUCUUCACCUGCUACAGUUUCACAAAGAGUUCAUUCUUUCUUGCACGACCAUCGACCAAAGAGUGAUCACGGCGAAAACGCUGUAGGUUUCAGACAAAGAAUUUUUUCAGUCGAGACGACGUGCAACCAACGCCUCAAGAAUAGCUGAAUCGGCGGGAAGAAGCCACGGAGGUCCGUCCUACUCAGAUCGUAUCGCAAGUUCGCUGUUACCACGAACAAGGCAGAGGACCGGUUUGCUCGACGUGCUGCCGGUAUUUUGAUUUGAAGAAGAGCGGCAACCUCUUUCACGGAGUACGAUUGAAACAAGCGACAACCGUCACCAGAAGCACGGAUUACCAUUAGCAACAGCAAAGAAAUGGCGAGUAACGGCAAGCCGCCGACGCCAGCGGAAGGGGCGGCAGCUCCAGCGGAGGGCGAUCCGGAGGGCACGCCAGAAGAUGGCCAGCCGAAGAAAAAGCCCGGCGACGAAGACGAGGUCUUGGAGACCUUGAGGCAGAUCCGAGAAGAAGAACAAGAAAAUAACGAAGACGAGUCAAUUGACUCGCAGCCAUGGGUAAUUUUUUGAUGUUGUGUGUGACGUCGAGUCAAUGAUUGUUUCGCCGCGCUCGUUCAUCUCGAUUACACACUUGACAUUUGAAAGAUUUCAUUCCCGUUGUAGUGCUGAUGCGAACAUGUUCAUGUAGCAAUUGCAAUUUUUAUGAUUUUGUUGAAAAAUUUAAAUUUUAGGUCGAGAGACAGAACUUUUCGCUCUUCAUUGGUGCGUGCAUCGUCGCGAACAGCAUUACAAUCGGGAUAGAAGCCGACGACCAGAAGCAAAAUACGCUGGAAGGGAAGACCCAGAUCAGCGACCGCCUGGAGUGGUACGUGGUGGAGAACCUGUUUCUGGUGAUUUUCCUCUUUGAGUUGUUGGCGCGGCUCACCUACAAGAAACUCAUGUUUUUCACGUCGUUCCAGAAUUGGAUCGAUUUCGUUUUAGUGGUACUCAACGUGGUAGACACCUGGGUCAUGCAGCCAGCAUCCGGCGGCGGCAGUUUCCGAGCCUUGACAGUUUUCCGUGUGAUCAGGAUAUUGAGGUACUGCGACGUUCAUUUUUUCGAAGGUCGAAACUACAAACUCGAUUAAUUAUAGAAUGAGAAUGUGAAAAAUGUAGUUGGUUGAAUGAACAACGAGUUGCUACCUCCGGCCGUGGGAGCGGUAGCGAGAUUGAUACAAGGGCCCGGAGCAGGUGAGCGCGUCUUUAGAAGCAAAAUAUUAGGGGACGGGUCGUCUUGGUCUUUAGAAGCAAAAUAGGAAUCAUGCGAACAAUUUCACGAAAAAUCAACGCAAAUAACAGGUUAGUACGAAUCAUCAAGAUCCUGAAAGUCUUCCACCAGCUUUUCCUGUUAGUAUCGGGUCUGUCAAACGCGAUGCGAACGCUCUUCUGGGUCGCCGUGAUGCUCUUCAUCAUGCUCUACGUAUUUGCUUUUGGUUUUUCUGGAUGAAUGUGAAUGAUCAUGUGGAUGUUGUGCUUUUUUCCGCCUCCGUUAAUGACUAACGCUAACCUGCAACACAGAAAAUCAUAUUUGUUUUAUGUUCAAAUAAGAUCGAUGCAAAAAAACACAAAACAGACCUGCGCCAUCUACAUGACGUUGAUAAUAGGGCACGACGACAUCAAUUUCAACCCCUAUUUCAUGAAAAAGGGAUGGGACCACGAAGAAUAUUUCGGAAACAUAUUCAAGUCCAUGUUUACGCUCUUUCAGGUAUAGACAGGCUUCAAAAAUACAACCCAAGUUUGUAUCUGCGCAAUGCUUACAUGUUCAUGCUGAUGGCUUGCACAACUCACUUUUUUCUAGAUGUAAGUACUUUUUGAAAGGAUGAAUGAAAAAUCAGGUGUGCACCCUUGACGGGUGGUCAGAAAACGUCGCAAGACAUAUCCUUCAAGUACAGCCAAGCAUGGUCUGGUUCUUUCUGGCGUUCGUUCUGUAUAAUUUGAUUUUGCACUUCUUGCUUUUUGAUUUAUCAAUUUCGAUUUCCGAAUCAGUGUGGCAGAAGUGCUCCAAAUUUUAUACGCAAUGUUUUGUCGAAUUCUGCAUCGUGGAUACGUCGGAAAUAAAGACAAAAAAUCUGAGUCUGACACAGCCAAGUACUGUUACUGUAAAACAGGUUCGCGAGCUAUGGGCUUCUCAACCUAGUCGUUGGAGUGAUCGUGGAGUCAACGCUAGCCGUGGCGAAGUUCAACAACGUCGUCAUUUUGAAGAAAAAGCAGGAAGACAGAAAACGUGCGCUGCAGCACAUAAGAGCAGCCUUCGAGCAAAUCGACGAAGACGGAUCCGGAUCGCUGUCAAUAGAAGAACUGAAGCGCGCCAUGGAAAACUAUCAAAUGUAAAAAUGUCUGGGUCUGGAAGAUUGCCAGGUUUGUCAUGCACGUUUUGCAUGACUCCUGAUGUCUGUAAUGGAUGCCUUAGCAUCACAGAUUUUUUGAGGGCCUCGCGAUGCCUAUUCCGCAUGACAAAUGCCCUCUCCGCGUAGCAACAAUUACACUCCCGUUGCCGCUCAUGCAAUACAGGUUUUUUUGGAAUCCAAAUUCAGCAUCACAAGUUGCAUUCUUCCAGACCCAGACACUUUUACAUUUGAUAAAAACCCAGAAGUCGCAACACGAUUGAAAAUGAUCGACUUCCCACUAGACGAUCCGGAGAGGGUACUAUUGCAUCGAAUGUUUUUUUUCUUCUAUCUUCCAAUAUGAUUGUUCUACUUCCGAGUUGCGAUGCGUUGGCUGUUCUCCUCGUCGUUGAUCGAUGGUCAAAAAUACGAAGACCGCAUCGUGUGAAGAUCUACUACUUCCCACCUUGACCUUGUGUCGUCUCAGGUCUUCAAUCUGAUCGAUGUGGACGGGGAGGGCGAGCUUCUGAUUGACGCCUUCAUCAAGGGUUGCAUGCGACUCUCCGGGCAAGCGCAGUCAAAGGACAUCCUGGAAGUGCUGAUUGCAGCCUCCUCCCUCGGCCGCGACUUGAUGGGGCUGGAGGACCGAAUUCUGCAAAUCCAGCAGCGCACCCAACAGCUGGACCUGAAGACCGAGACCAUGGUGCGACAGGCCGACGACAUGUUCGCGGACCCCAAGGUUUUCAACCGCAUGAUGCGUAUGAAGAUCGACAUCGACUAG
Molecule: messenger RNA, 3738 nt
Organism: Amoebophrya sp. A120
Lineage: Eukaryota; Dinophyceae; Syndiniales; Amoebophryaceae
Source: the annotation of a GenBank genome assembly